Sorex fumeus (smoky shrew) is the source of this 3895-nucleotide messenger RNA. It is a transcript of the gene RNMT, whose product is annotated as RNA guanine-7 methyltransferase. The record is from RefSeq and is a predicted model, not a curated record. Lineage: Eukaryota; Metazoa; Chordata; Mammalia; Eulipotyphla; Soricidae. Gene Ontology annotation, cellular component: nucleus. Gene Ontology annotation, molecular function: mRNA 5'-cap (guanine-N7-)-methyltransferase activity. The coding region runs from base 67 to 1530 and encodes 487 amino acids. Gene Ontology annotation, biological process: 7-methylguanosine mRNA capping. The transcript has 11 exons.
GUGGCGUCACAAGGCUCUCGCGUGAGCGGGCGCGCCGCUUCCGCAUACAGAAUCGUGGAGAGUUGUAUGGAAUUAGUUCAUGAAGUUCUGCCAUCUGUUAAAAUAAUCAAAAUGGAAAAUGCUACAAUCGAAGAGGAACGUGAUAGCAUCCCCCUUGAAGAGGCCGAAGCAUUGUUAGAUUCAGAAGCAGAGCCUUCAGUGUGUAUUAAUGAAAACACAGUAAGCGGUACCAUGCAAAACACUACUGUGCAUGUGGCCACAUCAAGAAAAAGGAAAAUGGAUUCUGAAGGUGACCUUGUACAGUUAAGUUCUAGCUGUGGGGAAGACAUUCAAUCCAAGAAAAAAAAACUAGAACCUGAAGUUAUCCCAAAGGAAAAAGGUUCUGGUGACGAUGAAGGUAUUUUGAGGAAAAGAAAAUGGGAAUCUGAUGAUUUUCCAGAAGAGAAACCUACUGGAGAUGGAACUCAGAAAAAGAGAAAAAGAGAAGUUGAGGAUAUUCCUGAGAAGCAAAAAAAUGUGGAAGUAGGUCACAGCUCAGCAGUUGCUACCCACUACAAUGAACUGCCAGAAGUUGGUUUGGAGAAGCGUAGUGAAAGUCGUAUUUUUUAUAUGAGAAACUUUAACAACUGGAUAAAAAGUGCCCUCAUUGGGGAAUUUCUAGAAAAGGUGCGACAGAAAAAAAAACGUGAUAUUACUGUUUUGGACCUGGGAUGUGGUAAAGGUGGAGAUUUGCUCAAGUGGAAAAAGGGAAGAAUUAGCAAGCUAGUUUGUGCUGAUAUUGCUGAUGUCUCCAUUAAACAGUGUCAACAGAGGUAUGGUGAAAUGAAGACUCGUAGUCGUGAUAAUGAAUACAUGUUCAGUACAGAAUUUAUAACUGCUGAUUGUUCAAAGAAACUUUUGAUGGAUGACUUUCGUGACCCAGAAAUGUCCUUUGACAUCUGCAGUUGUCAGUUUGCCUUUCAUUACUCAUUUGAAUCAUAUGAACAGGCUGACCUGAUGCUCAGAAAUGCUUGUGAAAGACUUAAUCCUGGAGGUUAUUUUAUUGGUACUACUCCCAAUAGCUUUGAACUGAUAAAACGUCUUGAAGCUUCAGAAACAGAGUCAUUUGGAAAUGAAAUCUAUACUGUGAAAUUUCAAAAGAAAGGAGAUUAUCCUUUAUUUGGCUGCAAAUAUGACUUCCACUUACAUGGCGUUGUUGAUGUUCCUGAGUUCCUGGUCUAUUUUCCAUUGUUAAUUGAAAUGGCAAAGAAGUAUAAUAUGAAAGUAGUCUAUAAGAAGACGUUUCUGGAAUUCUAUAAAGAAAAGAUUAAGAACAACGAAAACAAAAUGCUUUUGAAACGCAUGCAGGCCCUGGAGGCAUUUUCUGCAAAUGAAAAUUCAAAACAGAUCUCUGAGAAGGUAGAUGACUAUCGACAUGCAACAGACUACAUGAAGAAUGGUCAAGUAAGGUUACCUCUGGGAACAUUAAGUAACUCAGAAUGGGAAGCUACAAGUAUUUACUUGGUUUUUGCGUUUGAGAAGCAGCAGUGAGCACAUGUUCAAUAUCAUCAGAACAGCUAUUUCAUUUUUUCCAGAUUUAAAUGAUUCAUCUGAAGUAGACUUGACAACUUUUCUGUUGGUGUUAAUUAUUGUAAAUCUACAGGAUGCUGCCGGGAAACCCUAGUGUAUAAAUUCAACAUUUGCUGUGAGAGAUGAACUUUGGUGUGUGGUAGAGAGUUGGGACCUUCAUUGUUAGAAGUCUUCUUUUUUUUUUUUUAAAGUAUUGUAAAAGGAUCCAUUUGCCGCUACUUUUCUUAUUAGCUCAUAAAAUUUAUAACGUGAAAGCUGCUGAACUCUCUGCAGUGCUCUGAUUUGUUCAAUUUUUUUUGUAGUCAAAUUUAUUGCCGUAGUAGAAUUGAUGAAGUAUAGCGGUCUUCAGAUGUGUUUACCCAUUUUAUAGUGUUUGUUACAGUGUUUUUCAAGGUUAAAUGGACUGUAUUCUGUGUAAUUUGGUGCAGUCAUAUUUUAGCAUGUGUAUUGCUAAAAUUUGAAACUAAAGUGUGGAUGUCAUAAGUUAUUUGCCUUGUUUCUAGUCAAUUUUUAAUAUUUCAUUACAAAUAACUCCUUUUAUUUGCUAACAUGAUGCAGUUCUGGAACUGGAUAAAAGACUUAGAUGCAAACAUGGAAUUGUUUUAAAUGAUGACCGUUUUUUAAAGGAAUUUUUUAUUGUAGUUAUUAAUAAUUGUAAUUAACAAAAAUGUAUAGUUGCCCUUCUUCAUUCAACAGAAAUGCCAUAGUUGUUUUGCUCAGUAUUUAGUGAGAAACCCUGUAAAUUCAUUACAUACAUUCAUUUGAUUCAUGGAACAGCUUGGGAGGGUCUGACUGUACAGGAAACUGACAGAUAAACUACAGAUUACUUCUCUCAAGUGUUAGAAGUAAGUUCCUGGUACUACAUGCUAUUAGAUCUGUUGCUCUUGAUCUUUUUAUUGCCUUCAACCAAAAUGUAUCCAUAUCUGUACCUCUUGAUCCAAACACAACCCAAAAGUAGUUUGAGCAAUUGGAGCCAGCAUCUCAACACCACUUAGAAUUUGUAUUUACCUUGGGGCUGGAGCAAUAGCACAGCGGGUAGGGUGUUUGCCUUGCAUGUGGCCGGCCCGGGUUCAAUUCCUAGCAUCCCAUAUGGUCCCCUGAGCAUCGCCAGGAAUAAUUCCUGAGUGCAGAGCCUGGAGUAACCCCUGUGCAUCGCCGGAUGUGACCCAAAAAGCAAAAAAAAAAAAAAAAAAAAAAAAGAAAAUUGUAUUUACCAUUUCAGAACUGUAAAGAAUUGUUAGCCUUGACUUGUCAACUCUUCAAACAAGACACCAGGACACCUGGGUAAACUGUUGUCUUUCUUUUACGUCACCAUGUAUUAUGUGUGCCAGUCUUUAGAUGUAGUGAAAAAGGCAGAGCAGUUAUUGCAUAUUCUUUCAAAAUUGGUUUCAUUAUUUAAUGCAUGGUUUAAAAAGACUUCCUAUAACUAAUGUACUGUUCAAAAAUUACAGUCUAUUUAUAUUAUUGUUCAUAGUGUUAGAGUUACAAAUGUUAAGAGAACACUGGUUGCCUAAUUUCUAUUCCUUUGCUACAGUUAGGCUAGUAAACAGUUCACGAGAAGUAUUUUUGAUUUUGUAGUAGUUUGACAUAGGAAUUUGGGGAAAUAAUUGACAGGUUUGAAUUUCACAUUUUAGUACAAGUACUCUGUUAAUGACUAGACCUUUACCUGAAUCAAAUUUAGUCAAUGAUUGGUGGUGGUGGUGGUAGUAGUAGUAGUAGGGAUGUGUGUGUGUGUGUGUGUGUGUGUGUGUGUGUGUGUGUGUGUGUUGGAGAUGCGGGCGAUGAGGGGGCCAGGGAGACACCUCUCUAUGCAGCAGAUUCAAGAGUUGAAAGUACAGGUAUGAAAGAGUAGCUAAGAAGGGAGCCUAGAGAGUGAAAAAAAGGAAUUGUUUCUCUAAUCAGAACUGAUAAGCAAGGCAGAGGCAACUCAUUUUGUUUUAACUUUCUGUUGGCAUAUACAUAGACACACACACACGUAUAUACACGUAUGUAUAAGCAAUUCAGUGGGGUUUUUUUCCCCCCCAGAAAUGGAAAAUAAUGUGUAAAGUCAAAUCCAGUUAAUCAAAACAUUUCCAGCAUCCAGAAAAUGCCUUUCUGCUCCCUUCUAGUUACUACCUCCCUCUGGUAACCACUAUGCUGGCUUCUAAGCAUUUAUUAUUUUUGUUUAUUUUUUGCACAUUAAUAUUAAUGGAAUCGAACAAUAUGUAUUCGGUAUGUCUUUUGCCCAUCAUUAUGUUUGUGAGAUUUUUUUUAUGCAUGUAUAUGUACAAGGUUCUUAAUGGCUGUAUAGUAUUCCGUUAUGUAAAUAUACCACAUUUGCCCAAUG